UGAACCCGCGUAUCGGGGACAUCCUGCAGAAGCUAGCCCCCUUCCUGAAGAUGUACGGAGAGUACGUGAAGAACUUUGACCGGGCCAUGGAGCUGGUCAACACCUGGAUGGAGAGGUCGUCCCAGUUCAAAGCCAUCGUCCACCAAAUCCAGAGAGAGGAGCGCUGUGGUAACCUGACCCUACAGCACCACAUGUUGGAGCCGGUUCAGAGGAUCCCUCGCUACGAGCUGCUGCUGAAAGACUACCUUCACCGUCUCCCUGACGACCAUGAUGACUUUCAACAUGCACAGAAAUCACUAGAGUUAAUCGCCACAGCUGCCGAGCACUCCAACACUGCCAUCAGAAAGAUGGAGCGUAUGCGCAAGCUGCUGAAGGUGUAUGAGUUGCUGGGAGGAGAGGAGGACAUCGUUAACCCUACUAACGAACUCAUCAAGGAGGGACACAUCCUCAAACUGUCGGCGAAGAAUGGCACCUCACAGGACAGAUACCUCAUCCUGUUCAAUGAUAGGUUAUUGUACUGCGUCCCUAAACUGAGGCUGAUUGGCCAGAAGUUUGGGGUGCGAGCCAGGAUCAACGUGGAUGGGAUGGAGCUGAAGGAGAGCAGCAGUGUUAACGUUCCCAGGACCUUCCUGGUGUCUGGAAAACAACGGUCACUAGAACUACAGGCCAGGACUGAAGAAGAGAAGAAGGACUGGAUCCAGGCUAUCCAGGCCACCAUUCAGAGACAUGAACAGACGCUCGCCACGUUCCACCAUCUCAACUGCUCUCUCCGAGAUGAGGACUACACUCCUCCCAACUCACCUAAUUGUUCCGAGCUGGGGAAGCGUGCCCCCACUCCGAUCCGUGAGAAGGAGGUGACUCUGUGUAUGAAGUGCCAGGAGCCGUUCAACUCCAUCACCAAGAGACGUCACCACUGCAAGGCCUGUGGACACGUGGUGUGUGGAAAGUGUUCAGAGUUCAGGGCCCGUCUGCUCUACGACAACAACAGGGCUAACAGGGUGUGCAUCGACUGCUACACCACCCUAGUGGGGGUUCCCCCUUCCCCCGCCAGCCUGACCUGCAGCAUAAACAGACGACGGUCAAUACUAGAGAAACAGGCGUCAGUGGCAGCAGAGAACAGUGUGAUGUGUAGCUUCCUCCACCACAUGGAGAAGGGAGCAGGCAGAGGCUGGCAGAAAGCCUGGUUUGUCAUCCCAGAGAAUGAACCACUGGUGCUGUACAUAUACGGUGCCCCUCAGGAUGUGAAAGCCCAGCGCUCUGUCCCUCUGAUUGGCUUCGAGGUCUCCCUUCCUGAGUCAUGUGACCGCCUGGAACGCCGCUUUGCCUUCAAAAUCAGCCAAUCACACCUUACGCUCUACUUCAGUGCCGAUGGGGAGGAGCUACAGCGCCGCUGGAUAGAGGUCCUAUCACGCGCAGGGAGAGGGGAGGAGCUACAGGCUCACGGUUCAAUUACAGAGGCCCUAGAGGAGGAAGGGGAGGAGACUGCAACCUCGGGAGAGAAUACAUGAUUGAUUUUGAGGCGUACAAUCAAUAUUAGAUCUGUUCUCGAAAGACACAAAACUACAAACUGUACAGAACAUGAGCAGCACACACAGGUAGACACACACAGGUAGACACACACAGGUAGACACACACAGGUAGACACACACAGGUAGACACACACACACCUCUUUGUAUUAAUGUCAGUGAUCAGUCAGUUGCAUGAUAAUAUCUACAGGUCUGUUUCUCUCAGUCAGUGUAUUGCUCAUCAACUCGUCACAGUGAACCAGUGUUUGCAACAACAUCAAAACAAACUGCCAAAAGUCAAAGAAAAGUGUUGCUCUCGAGGAGGACCCUUCAGAAGAUAUAUCAGAAGAAUGCAGUAAACAAAGAUGUGUGUCACAGUGAAUAGCUUCCCUCCAGUCAGACAUUGACAUUGCGUGUCACAGUGAAUAGCUUCCCUCCAGUCAGACAUUGACUUUGUGUGUCACAGUGAAUAGCUUCCCUCCAGUCAGACAUUGACAUUGUGUGUCACAGUGAAUAGCUUCCCUCCAGUCAGACAUUGACAUUGUGUGUCACAGUGAAUAGCUUCCCUCCAGUCAGACAUUGACAUUGUGUGUCACUGUGAAUAGCUUCCCUCCAGUCAGACAUUGACAUUGCGUGUCACAGUGAAUAGCUUCCCUCCAGUCAGACAUUGACAUUGCAUGUCACAGUGAAUAGAUUCCCUUCAGUCAGAUAGACAUUUUACAUAAAUUCAUUCUGAGCCACAGAACAGACUUCCUCCUCCUCACCAUUUCUCUCUCUGCCAAAUCCAUGUUUAAGAUAUGAUGUUUAGAGCAUUGAGUUGUUCUAUGGUUCUGAGUGUUCCAUGGUUCUGAGUGUUCUAGGGUUCUGAGUUUUCUAUGGUUCUGAGUGUUCUAGGGUUCUGAGUGUUCUAGGGUUCUGAGUGUUCUAGGGUUCUGAGUGUUCUUGGGUUCUGAGUGUUCUAGGGUUCUGAGUGUUCUAGGGUUCUGAGUGUUCUAAGGUUCUGAGUGUUCAUGGGUUCUGAGUGUUCUAAGGUUCUGAGUGUUCAUGGGUUCUGAGUGUUCAUGGGUUCUGAGUGUUCUAUGGUUCUGAGUGUUCUAGGGUUCUGAGUGUUCUAUGGUUCUGAGUGUUCUAUGGUUCUGAGUGUUCUAGGGUUCUGUGUGUUCUAUGGUUCUGAGUGAUCUAGGGUUAUAUCCUAUCCUAUCUGUUACUUUUCUUCCUGAUGCACUGAGAUGGUCCUGAAGGUCUGGACUGGACAGUGUUGGAAUGUGAUGAUGGAUGAGGGCUACCUGAGACAGACAGACACACUGACAGACAUUGUCAGAUAGACAGACAGACAGAUGUCCCCCUUGGCUGAAGAGAAGAGGGAACAAGAUGCCUCCUCUCUCCCAUCCACAAAGCUAUAUCCUUCAACAUCUGCUGUGGGGGAUGUGAAGCUAUAUCCUUCCACGUCUGCUGUGGGGGAUGUGAAGCUAUAUCCUUCCACGUCUGCUGUGGGGGAUGUGAAGCUAUAUCCUUCCACGUCUGCUGUGGGGGAUGUGAAGCUAUAUCCUUCCACGUCUGCUGUGGGGGAUGUGAAGCUAUAUCCUUCCACGUCUGCUGUGGGGGAUGUGAAGCUAUAUCCUUCCACGUCUGCUGUGUGGGGAUGUGAAGCUAUAUCCUUCCACGUCUGCUGUGGGGGAUGUGAAGCUAUAUCCUUCCACGUCUGCUGUGGGGGAUGUGAAGCUAUAUCCUUCCACGUCUGCUGUGGGGGAUGUGAAGCUAUAUCCUUCCACGUCUGCUGUGGGGGAUGUGAAGCUAUAUCCUUCCACGUCUGCUGUGGGGGAUGUGAAGCUAUAUCCUUCCACGUCUGCUGUGGGGGAUGUGAAGCUAUAUCCUUCCACGUCUGC
This is a messenger RNA of Oncorhynchus gorbuscha (pink salmon), 3392 nucleotides long. RefSeq names its product FYVE, RhoGEF and PH domain-containing protein 1-like. Lineage: Eukaryota; Metazoa; Chordata; Actinopteri; Salmoniformes; Salmonidae. Gene Ontology annotation, molecular function: metal ion binding; guanyl-nucleotide exchange factor activity. Gene Ontology annotation, cellular component: cytoplasm. The record is from RefSeq and is a predicted model, not a curated record. The transcript has 12 exons. The coding region runs from base 51 to 1508 and encodes 485 amino acids. Gene Ontology annotation, biological process: filopodium assembly; cytoskeleton organization.